AUGAACACCUAUGACGCUUCUCUCACGCUCGCGCAAGUCAAGAAGGUCCUCAAUGAACACGAAAACUACAAAGAGGAAUUGACCACUGAGCUCGAGCAGAUUGAGAAGAAGUUGAAGGAGGUCUCUGAAUUAACGCUGACCCCAGGAGGCGAACUAUAUCCUAGCUGCAAGUUCGCCGUCAAAGUACAAUGUCGAUAUACUACUAACAGGAGAAUAGUUCGGAAAACAAAUAUUACUGCUGUUACUUUGGCUCUGGAAGAAAGCUUCACGGACGAGAGCUUUGGUCAUUAUAUGAGAGAGCUGGCGCGCACCGACACGGGCCCAUUCUGGACUAUCUGCGAGAUCCGCAAAGGGAAAACGAGUGGAAGUAACGAGAAGCUUCGCAAGAAGAAGCACAAGGAAAUACACAAAACGUUCGAUGCGAUCCACACCGAAAUCAAGCGGUUCCAAGAGUCCGUUUCCGGCUGGAUCUUACAGCAAGAUAUAGAGACACUACUAUACGGCUUGAAGUGCGACGAGGACGAAAAAGUGAAGCGUCACUAUCAAAUUCAGCUGCUAAAGGCUUGGAAAAGGAAAGAGAGCGCUAUGGUGGUCAUGAGUGGUCUGGAACAGAUGUUUCAAAGAAUGCGGAAGGCUGUUGGCUGUGAAGACGAAGACUCAAGUUGA
Messenger RNA from Alternaria metachromatica, 666 nucleotides. RefSeq lists its product as uncharacterized. Bases 1 to 666 code for a protein of 221 amino acids. The transcript has a single exon. The record is from RefSeq and is a predicted model, not a curated record. NCBI's taxonomy places the organism in Eukaryota, Fungi, Ascomycota, Dothideomycetes, Pleosporales, Pleosporaceae.